Messenger RNA from Penaeus monodon (black tiger shrimp), 1502 nucleotides. Its product is annotated as zinc finger protein 239-like. Gene Ontology annotation, biological process: regulation of DNA-templated transcription. Gene Ontology annotation, molecular function: DNA-binding transcription factor activity, RNA polymerase II-specific; RNA polymerase II cis-regulatory region sequence-specific DNA binding. Bases 4 to 1170 code for a protein of 388 amino acids. The transcript has a single exon. The record is from RefSeq and is a predicted model, not a curated record. NCBI's taxonomy places the organism in Eukaryota, Metazoa, Arthropoda, Malacostraca, Decapoda, Penaeidae.
GCAAUGAGCAUUCUCCCCAACUGGAUUCCUUUGGCCCCACUCACGGAGGAGGAAAUGUUUGGCACAGGAGUCCAUAUCAAAGAAGAGCUAAAUGAAGGUGCUUCUGAAGAGAUAUAUUUGGAAAUUAAGGAAGAACCACAUGAUUAUGCAGAUGUAGUGAGGGACGAAGUCAGUGAAGAGGAAGUGAAACAGGAAUUUUUCUCUAAGGAUCUUCAAGACCUCCAACACGAAGCAAAUGAAAAUGAUGGGUGUGAUUCGACCAAGGACUGUAAUACUUUGUCGAGAGCAACAUUUGUGGCUGAGGAAUGUGGGAAGAAAGGCUCAUCAGAAGAGGAUCUGGUGAAGCUUAAGGAAAUUCACAAGGAGGUUGAAUGCAGAAAAGUAGAUAGGAAACUGAAAUAUUUUUUAUGUGAAGUAUGUGGCAAAACAUUCUGUAACAAAAACAGUGUCCGAGUGAUGCACAUGAGGGUACACACACAGGAGAAGCCAUACAGCUGUAAGAUUUGCAAUAAGGCCUUCUCACAGAGUAGUUCGCUGAUGCAACACAUGAGAGUACAUACAAAAGAGAAACCAUACAGCUGUGAGAUAUGUACGAAGGCCUUCACUGUGAAAUGUAGUCUAGUAAAGCACAUGAGGGUACACACUAAGGAGAAGCCAUACAGUUGUGAGAUUUGCAGUCAAGCCUUCUCACAGAAAAAUAGUUUAGUAAAGCACAUGAGAGUUCAUACAAAUGAGAAACCAUAUAGCUGUGAGAUUUGCAGUAGAGCUUUCUCUGAUAAAUUCAACUUGGGGCAACACAAGAGAGUACACACGAAGGAGAAACCAUACAGCUGUGAGAUUUGCAAUAAGGGCUUCUCAGUGAAUAGUUCCCUAGAACAACACAUGAGAGUACAUACAAAGGAGAAACCAUACAGCUGCGAGAUUUGCAAUAAAGUCUUUACUUGGAAAAGUAAUUUAGUAACUCACAUCAGAGUACAUACAAAGGAGAAACCAUACAGUUGUGAGGUUUGCAGUCAAGCCUUCUCACAGAAAAAUAGUUUAGUAAAGCAUACCAGAAUUCAUACGAAGGAGAAACCAUAUAGCUGUGACAUUUGCAAUAGAGCUUUCUCAGAUAAAUUUAACUUAAAGCAACACAUUAAAGUACAUGCAAAAGAUAAGCAUGACAAAUAGAGCACUGUAAUGAGGUUUCUUUAAGAAAUAUUAUUUAGUGAUUAUGUAGGUGCAUGCAUAGUAGGAGACAUAUAGGCAUUUUCUAAGAAGGGAAGAAUACUUCAGUGUACAUAAAUGAGCAUGAGCAAAGGCCUGACAUGAGCAAAGUAUACCCUUACCUAGAGAAGAAAUUUCGCAGGGCACGUAAGAAUCACCAACAAGAAAAUAUCUACAAGAUGCUUCCCCAUUAUUGGGGGAGAUGGAUCCUAGAUUUUGAACAUUCUUCCUUUUUGAUUUGUGGUGUAUAUAAUAUUCUUGUUGUUUUGUCAUAUUUGAUAAACUUUUACAUCUUA